Pelobates fuscus (common spadefoot toad) is the source of this 8724-nucleotide messenger RNA. RefSeq names its product HIVEP zinc finger 2 (gene HIVEP2). Gene Ontology annotation, biological process: regulation of transcription by RNA polymerase II. The transcript has 10 exons. Gene Ontology annotation, molecular function: RNA polymerase II cis-regulatory region sequence-specific DNA binding; DNA-binding transcription factor activity, RNA polymerase II-specific. The record is from RefSeq and is a predicted model, not a curated record. Lineage: Eukaryota; Metazoa; Chordata; Amphibia; Anura; Pelobatidae. Bases 1406 to 8602 code for a protein of 2398 amino acids. Gene Ontology annotation, cellular component: nucleus.
AGCAAUUUUCUCUCAUGUAUAUUCUGCAUUAGGGAUUCCCUCUCUAGAUCACUUGACUCCUCCUCUAAAUAUCAAUCACUAUUAAUGAAGAAUAGUGUGUCCGGAAUAAACAAACCCUGAUACAGUAUUCAGGACAAGAUGUCUCUGCAUGUAUACAUUCAUCGAACAUUGUGAUAUCUCAUUGCUGCACCAGGGAUCCCCCUGAAAACACCACCCCUUUUCAUCAGCACCAGCUCUCUCCUCCUCCUCCUGUGAACUCUCCCUUACCCUCUCUCUCUCUCUCUUACUGCUUGCCCCUGAUCAGCACACACACAUCAUGCUCACACAUAGAUCAUGCUCACACUGACAACCUGCUCCCUCCCUCCUGCUGCUGCUAGCUUUGCUGAUCCCCCGGCGUUCUGAGGAAGAAGAUCCCCUCUCAGCAGUGUUCCACUAAUGAUCUGCUCACCCACAGACCAGCGCUCUACAUACUGUGGAUCCCCAGAGCAUUUCUCACACUGUCACUGACUGCAGAUCAGCUUGGAAAGGACACUGAUCAAGAACAACUUGUUACACUUUUUUGUAUAUAUUGUUAUUGGGCUCAAUUUCUUUUGGAAGGAAGAAAAACAGGAAGGAUCAUACAGAGGAAGAAGUGCAGAGGAUCUGUUUGAUUUUUUUUUUUUAUUAUUCUUUUUAAAAUCUUAUUGUUUUCGGAUUGAUUUUGGUGUUGGACUGUGAGAGAGAGCUUUAGAUCCGGUGAGUCAUUGCAGCCUCCUCUUACCUCCAUUUGCAUGUGAAGGUCUGAUCGGAUUUAACCCUUUUGCUUCUCCGUUGAACGUUCCUGUAAUACUGUUUAAAGUUGCUGGUACGUUUCCUGGAAGUGUUAACGUGGCAGACACAGACGUCAAAGGGGAACCUUCAGUGUCAUGACCUGUGAGAUUUGGCGCCUAUUGUGAUAUCCUGAAUUCGAAAGACAAACGGCAGCUAAAUUGUUAUCAUUCUGUCUUUUGAAGAGACAAGUGGAUUAAAAUCGGAACAUAUUUUUCUUCUUAGCAGAUCCCAAACAGGGAGAACUUCGGUACAGCCAUGCGUGUACAAUUUCAGACGGACACAGGUUAUUUGCGCAUUAGCAUGUUGAUGACAACUACACUUUAGUGACUUUGCAGAACCCGUGUCAAUUUGCACCAAAAGACCCUUUCAAGGCCAUAUGAAGUGCUUGGAAUAAUAUCAACAAUGUUGGUCAUGUAUAGAACUCCUGUAUAAUACUCAUAUCCUACUAAGUGGAAAAGCUGAUACUGAUAUACAAACUUGCUAACUUGGAAGGGCUUCCAAGAACAUGAAAACAAUGCCAAUUUGAGAAGGAACCCGUCACAAUCAAUGUGUCUGUACAGCAUUAAAGUAAGCUAGCACUCAAGAACUAUCAAAAAUGGACUCUGAAGAUACACAUUUAGGGCAAGAAGCUACCUCAAGGUCUGGUGAGUCUGAAAAAGUACCAAAUAGAUGGAGACAGGAAAAUCCAGCAGUGGCUUCAAUGAGCAAUUAUGGCAGUCAAGAGGGAGAGAGGCAGCAGCCAGUCAACCCUGAGAGCAUCAGAAACCCCACAUCAGCACAGCAUUUUGGUUCUUUGAAAGCAGUUUCACAGAGUGAAAGUGUGCAGCAUAUCCCAGAAAAGCAAUACGCACAGAAACGCCAUGGUUCCUAUGGCCAGCGGCAUUCCCUUUCUUUUCCUCAACAUAAUGUCCACCAACAGAGGUUAGUGCACAGCACAAAACCACACCAGAGCCUGGAAGGACAUGCCUACCCAUUUCAUAGUCACUUAUCUGUUGCCUCUGAGGACUUAUUUUUCAGAAUGCAUGGACCUAGUCCAGCAUUCCCCAGAAAGAAAAUUACAGGACUUACAUCUUAUAGCCAAUAUUCCCAAAAGUCUCUUGAACAAUCAGAAGAUACUCAUAAAAAAGAGCAGAAGCCCAAAAAACCUGGCAAAUAUAUAUGUCCGUAUUGUACACGGGCUUGUGCCAAACCUAGUGUACUGAAGAAACACAUCAGGUCUCACACAGGGGAACGUCCAUACCCAUGUGUCCCCUGUGGUUUCUCUUUUAAAACAAAAAGCAAUUUAUACAAGCACAGAAAAUCUCAUGCCCAUGCUAUCAAAGCUGGGCUAGUUCCUUUCACAGAAGCAGCUGUUUCAAAAUUAGAUUUAGAUGCGUCUUGCAUCGAUGUGGAAACAGAAAUACAUUCUGAUGGAGAACAGAGCACUGACACAGAUGAAGAGACAUUGUUGCUGGUUGAAGACUCUGAAAAACUGAGCCAAUCUCCACAAAUUCCUCUGGACAUAAGUGUUCAAAGUGAAGAGUUUUUAGAUCCAGGUUUCCAUGUGUCUUCAGAUGAGUCCUUAAUUGGUCCAAUGAAAGUGCCAAUACUUAUAAUCCCCAAAAGUGGCAUUCAAUUAUCAAGUGAAAGUGCCCAAUUUAUGGCAUCUGAGAUAAUGCUCAAUCAAUCACUGAGUGGUAAAACCGAUGAUUCCCACACAGUUAGACAAAAACUUGCAUUAAGGCUGACUGAAAAGAAAGUGCAAGAUCCGGAAAAAUCAUUAAAUCUACUGAGCCCCCACAGUAAAGGGAGCACAGAUUCAGGUUACUUUUCUCGCUCUGAAAGUGCUGAACAGCAAGUCAGCCCUCCAAAUACCAAUGCAACAUCAUAUGAGGAAAUUAUAUUUGGCAAAUAUGGCAGACUGAGUCCAAGAUCCUCUGUACCAAGUCAAGAUGCUAACUACCCAAUUGUAAAUACUGUUAUUAUGGAGGAACAUAUGUCACAUCUUAUUACAAAGAGGGAAGGCAUCCUAGACUAUGACAAAAUUAGAGGUGUGAAAUACAGAUUACCUGGAAUCCAUGGUCCUGAAAUACAGAAAUCUCAUCUUAUGACAGAACCUGUUGAAAUUGAAGCUAAGCUGUAUCAAGAAAUUCAGCAUGGCCAGACGGCAGUGCUUUUAGCAACACCUGGGGACAGCUCACCGCUUAUAAGAAGCAACUCCAUGCCAACAUCCUCUGGAACUAAUUUAAGCAUUCCCCCUUCGAUAAGAGGAAGUCAUUCAUUUGAUGAGUGUAUGACUGGGUCAGAUGAUGUAUUUUAUCCAGGGACAGGGGGCGUCCCACAUCCACGCCCUUUAAGACGGCAAGAAGCUUUUGAACUACCUUCAGUCAUGCAGGGUCAUUCUGAUUUUGAUACUUAUGGGAGGGCAUCCAAGAAUGCAGCUGCUGCUUACAACAGGAAAGGCAUGCAUGAAAAGUCUUUAUCUAAAGAAAAGAAAAUGGAAAGGUUUAUGCAUGAAUGUAAUGUCUCAGGUGUGCACCAUAAAAGAUGGGAGGAAUUUGAAAGUCACAAACAAGGAUACAGAGAUAUGCAGCAAAUUGGUGGAAUCAAACAGGUUGGAGAUUACUUUACUGAUGUUACAGGACCUAUUGUCUCUCGUUUUGGAACAGUUGCUGAAAACCGAAAGCGCAGAAAGGAAAAAAGUGUUGGGGAUGAGGAGGAUAGUCCAAUGCCUUGCAGUGGAAUUGGUAGUCCACUCAUCUCAGAUUAUGAUACAAAACAUGAUGUUUCAAGGGGCAGGUUUGUUGAUUCAGGGCAAGAAUACCCAUAUGGAACGCAAGUGGAACGUUUUGAUAUGUGUAGAUCACAUGUACAGCCUGGUAGUCCAGUUUCUAUAUUAGAUGAAUCCUCUUCUGGUACUGAUCCAGAAAAAAUUACAGAAAUAAUCAGUAGAAAACCCCCUGGUAAUGUCAUCUCUGUAAUUCAGCACACUAAUUCUCUGAGCAGACCAAACUCUUUUGAAAGGUCUGAGUCUACGGAACUUCUAACGUGCAAUCAAGAUAAGGCUUGUUCACCUUCUGAGGCUUCUGAUAGUGGGAAUACAAUGUCUUCAAUGAGUCCAGACUGGACACAGCAAACUGAAAAUCCUGAAGUUACAGGCCGGCCAUCUCCAUCUCAGCUCUCACAACAGUCAGUAUAUCACAUGCCUCCUAGAUUGGUCCGCCAGCAUAAUAUCACAGUACCUGAGAUUCGUGUGACAGAAGAGCCAGACAAGCCAGAGAAGGAAGUAGAAAUCCCAGUUAAAGAACCUGAAAAGACAACUGAAGAAUUUCAGUGGCCUCAGAGAAGUGAAACCCUUUCUCAACUCCCUGCUGAGAAACUACCACCAAAAAAGAAGCGUCUACGUCUGGCAGACAUGGAUAACUCAUCUGGUGAAUCAAGCUUUGAGUCGACAGGCACAAGUCUCUCCCGAAGCCCAAGUCAGGAGAGUAACUUAUCUCAUAGUUCAAGUUUGUCAAUGUCAUUUGAGAGGGAAGAACUCAUGAAAUCUGCAACUCCUACAAAACAAGAUGAAAUAGGAAGGCAUGCAGAAUUUUUAACAGUUCCUCCUGGUUCCUAUUCUCUCUCUGUGCCAGGCCAUCAUCAAAAAGAAAUGAGGCGCUCCUCUUCAGAACAAAUACCAUGCCCUAUACUGACUGAAAUCCCUGAGAUUCGUAGUAAAUCUUUUGACUAUGGUAACCUUACCCAUGCUUCAGGGGCUGGGGCAACCACUACAACUUUAUCCCCAGCCCGUGAGAGGAAAAAAUGUUUUCUUGUACGACAAGCUUCUUUUAGUGGUUUUCCUGAAAAUGCACAGACAGAACAAGAACUUGGUAAUCAAGAAUCAUCAGAUCAGCAGCACACUUCUCGCAAGUCUCCACAGACAGGUUGGCAUCAUUCACCUUCAACGUCAUUAUCAGGCUCGACAGGACAUUCUACUGAAGAUUCUGGAAACGUACUUGUUGGAAUUUCUGGACAACCUAUGAGUACCUCACCCCACUAUUCACAGCAGCCCAUUAGUAGCCAUGAUGCAUUACGACAUUCUUUUGCCCCUCAAUCUUCAUAUAUCCCCAAAAGACAUACAGCUAAACAGCAACAUGCAUUUUCACAUCCUGAGAAGAUUUUGUACCCUCCAGUUCACAAUGCAUUUCAAUUACCUUAUACAUCUGUGUGUAUGUCUCACAUACCAUCCCACCACCCACUUUUGUGGCCAUCUUGUAUAGAUCCUUUGCAGAGACAUUUCCAACAAAAUUUGCAUCAGAUAAAAUCAUAUUUCAAACCACCUAGCCAAUCAGAGUCACACCCUUCAUUUUAUUUUGAAUCUACUCAGGAGCAUACUGGUUGUAAGCCAAUAAAUUACAUCCAUGGGAUGGAAACAAUCUACCAGCCAUAUUUAGAACCAUCAACACAAAAAUCAAAAACUAUGCUUGGGAAACUACAGAGAGACCAUAGUGGAGGCUCAAGUGAUUCCACAUCUGAUCAGCACCUUCAGAUAGUUUCUGCUUCCCCUCAUAUUGGUUCUAUUCAGCCUAUUCCAGGAGCUAUUGUCCCUGUCAGAAUUCAGACUAAUGUGCCAUCGUAUGGAAGUGUAAUGUAUACUAGCAUUUCACAAAUUGCUGUAACACAUGCACAAACUAAAAACUCAACACUUGUAAUAUGCAGAGUGGAUGGGAGUACAUCACAGAGGAUACUGGCAACAACAGCAUCUAUGAAAGAUUUAGGAUUCAACAUAGCCAAGAUGUUAGCACCCUGCAAAGACAUAGAACAAUAUCCCCUGUGGAAAGUGCCACAGACAUUACCACUUGGUUUGGAAUCUGAAAUCCCUCUGUGUUUGACUUCCAACUCUGAGAGUGCUUCCACUUAUGGAGGUGGAAAACGUAUGCUUUCUCCAGCGAGCAGUUUGGAACUUUUCAUUGAAACCAAACAGCAAAAACGAGUCAAAGAGGAAAAGAUGUAUGGGCAGAUUGUUAAGGAACUGAGUGCUGUUGAACUUACAAAUUCUGACAUUAAAAAGAACCUGCCACGGACAUCCAAACCUCAGUUGGUUAGGCAAGGUCAUACUACUGAGCAAAAGGACAGUCUCUCUUCAGCAACAGAAUCACCGCCACCUGCAUCAUCAGUUUCUACUGUUAUAGACAAAGAAUUACCUGAAUGUAAGAACAAUGAUAGCCCAGAAGGUCGAAUGUCACCUGAUGAGUUCUACAAUGAGGAGACAUCAUCAGAUAUGAGUCUAAGCCCUGAGAGGACACCAAGUGAAUUUAUUGAGGAUGAUCCAUUGAAAAGUCAGAAGCCAUCUGCUGGUAUGUUUGUUCAAAUGUCUGAUAGUUCCAGUGGAAUAGGGGGAUCUUCAAGGAGUCUUGUAAAAGAUGGGGCAGAAUUUCAACAGAUUCUUCAAUUUCCUAGCCUACGUACUACAACAACAGUUAGCUGGUGCUUUCUAAAUUAUGCAAAACCAAGCCACACAGAGCAAGCAUCCCUCAAGUCAUCUGUUUAUGCUUCAUGGUGUAUCAGCUCAUGCAAUCCUAAUCCUUCUGGACUUAAUACAAGAACUUCUUUAGCACUUCUAAGAUCCAAGCAGAAGAAUACAGUGGAAGUAUAUACAAUGGCAGCAAUGCAUAGAUCUGGAGCUGGCAAGUUAACAUCAUCAAGUGUAUGGAAGCUGCAGUUUGCACAGAUGAAACCUGAGCCAUCUCUCUUGGUUAGCAGUAAACUUGAAAAGAAGGCUGCAGGAACCAGCAAAGAAAGGACAAAGGGAGAAAAUCAUGGGGAGAAAGAUAUUUCAGCUAAACAAACUGAACCAAUGAGGAUUAAGAUCUUUGAAGGAGGUUUCAAGUCAAAUGAAGACUAUGUGUAUGUGAGAGGACGAGGUCGUGGAAAGUACAUAUGUGAAGAAUGUGGUAUACGUUGCAAAAAACCCAGCAUGCUGAAGAAGCAUAUCCGCACCCACACGGAUGUACGGCCUUAUGUGUGCAAACUGUGCAAUUUUGCCUUCAAAACGAAAGGAAACCUGACAAAACAUAUGAAGUCGAAAGCACACAUGAAAAAAUGCCUGGAGCUGGGAGUAGCAAUGACAUCCGUAGAUGAUGCUGAAGCAGAGGAAUCAGGAAGUAUCGAAGAAACACAGAAAGAAUCUGAAAAGAAUGUCACAGCUAUCGAUCACCAGUUUUCUGAUGCUGAAGAAUCAGAUGGAGAUGAUGGUGACGAUAAUGAAGAUGAUGACGAUGAUGAUGAUGAUUUUGAUGAUAACCAAGGAGAUAUAACACCAAAAACAAGGUCAAGAAGCACUAGCCCUCAGCCACCCAAGUUUUCAACAUUAUCUGUCACAGCUGCUUCAGCAUCCCAGAGAACUUCACCCGAUGGCUACAUAGGCCAUUCCUCCUUAAUGACUUAUUUAUCAACUUUGCCCAGUAUUCAAGUUACACAUCUCAUGACACCAAGUGCUAUGUGUGGAGAUUCACAAGUGAUGGAAUAUCAAAGGCUUUUCCUAACCCGAGAUAGAAUGGAUAUACCUGGGAGCAUGGAUGAGGACUAUAUGCUUACAUCUGAACCUAGUUCUUCUCCCAAGGAUUUCUCUUCCUGCAGUCACCAUUCUUCACCAGGGUAUGAUUCUUCCCCUUGUAGAGAUAAUUCUCCAAAGAGGUACUUAUCACUUAGAGGGGAUUUGUCUCCCAGAAGGCACUUAUCACCAAGACGAGAUGCUUCACCCAUGAGGCACUUAUCCCCAAGAAAAGAAGCCGCACUGAGGAGAGAAUUGUCCCCAAGAAGAGACAUAUCACCACGGCGUCAUCUUUCGCCUUUGAGGCCAAUGUCACCAGGGAAAGAUAUGUCUCCUGGAAGAGAUCUAUCUCCAAGACAAGAGAGGAGAUACAUGGGCUCAUUUAGAGCAGUUUCCCCCAGAAGACGUUUACAUCAUAACACAAGUUUGCCAAUGAGUCACUAUUUGCACUCAGACUCAGGACUGCUGGGGCAUGGAACUUCACGGAAGAGCUGGCCACAAAUCCCAUAUACAGGGCUACCUCCAGAAGAUGCUCCUGGAUACCAAAGCACUUGCCCAGCUCCAGAUGUCCACAGCGACUAUAUUUUCAGCCACCUGCCAUUGCACUCACAGCAACAAAUACGAGCACCUUUACCAAUGAUCCCAAUUGGGGGAAUACAAAUAAUCCACUCAAAUUCUGCAAUUCAACCUAGUCCUCAUACAUCUACAACCACACCUUUGCACCCGAGAAGCUCAGAUGAGAAAAUAAAUAUAUCUCCUGAGUUAUGUGAGAGUUCCACAUCGCACCUUGAGAAACAUUCUUUUAUUAGUAUCCCUUCGAUAGACACUUUAUCUGGAGAAGCUACCACUCUCUUACCCUCACCAGGGCAAAGUCCUUCUGAUGAAAGCUUCAAGCCCACAGAAAGGGAGCAGGAGGAAAAUAUACGUACUUGCACAAAAGCCAUUGCUUGCCUGAGGAUUGCCACGGAGGAAGGUCUACCGCCAAAGCGGGACCAACUGUCUCGUCCUCCUGUGCCCAAUCAGAAAACUUUAGGAAGUGCACAGCCCAGCAUUAGGCACUUUAGUGGACUUGAGGCGGGCACGUCACUUGCAUGCGCCUCAUCCACCCAUGUUGACUUGCACGGAGAAAAAGACAGUUUUGGUACAUCACAAUCUACAUCGGCUCAUUCCAAAUUCUAUAGUAAGAGCAUGGACAUGACAAAACUAGGCUUUCAUGCACGGAAAGAAGAAUCACAAGAAGUGAAAGACACAUCGUCUGAAGCUAGCAAAAUGCAUUGAUUUGAAUGAGCAUGUAGACUUUUUGAUUGACUUUAUUUUAUUGUAGAAAAAAACAAAACAUUCAUAGCAUGUCCAAUGUACUUAAAAAUAAUUUCCCCAUGAAAUUAAUUUUAUUAUAUUAA